Messenger RNA from Mesorhabditis belari, 453 nucleotides. The record is from the annotation of a GenBank genome assembly. Lineage: Eukaryota; Metazoa; Nematoda; Chromadorea; Rhabditida; Rhabditidae.
AUGUCUCUGAUCAACUUAGCAACGAUCUUGUCAAAGAAAAGAGGAAUUUUGUUUCAUCGUCGAACCGCUAUGACGACCGAGGCGGACGUGUGGUGCGCGUUGUUCGACCCACUCACACCACCGACAGGCGAGCGCGCCAUUUUCAACGCACACGAUGGUCUUGAUGCCGGCGCCGUCAAUCCGUCCGGCUCCUCUGGCUCGUCGCAAUCCACCCAAUCAACUCACAAUGACGGCACAGAGAAUAGGCCAUCUAAGUCAAAGAUCGUUCUCAUCCACGACAACGCGCGCCCUCAUGUUGCAAAACUGACUCAGCGCGAUAACGACGACGGACUCAAGCGACUUGACGUUUCCUCGUGUUUUUUUUCUUCGUCGACGCUUUCGUCUACGCCAAUGCCAACACCAACACCAACACCAACACCAACACCAACACCAACGCCGCCUCACCGAGGAAAC